AUGACGAUCAAGCACAACCAGCAGAUCCAGCACAACCAUUUCCGCAAGGACUGGCAACGCCGUGUCCGCGUGCACUUCGACCAGGCUGGCAAGAAAGCUAGCAGGCGAAAUGCCCGCCUCGAGAAGGCUGCCAAGGUCGCGCCUCGCCCUGUCGACCGUCUGAGGCCCGUUGUGCGAUGCCCGACUGUCAAGUACAACCGUCGCGUCCGCGCUGGCCGUGGUUUCACCUUCGCUGAGCUCAAGGAAGCCGGUAUCCCCAGGAAGCUCGCUCCCACCGUUGGUAUCGCUGUCGACCCCCGACGACAGAACUUCUCUGAGGAGUCCCUCAAGGCCAACGUCGCCCGACUGAAGGCAUACAAGGAGCGCCUCGUUGUUUUCCCUCGCGCCAACGGCAAGCCCAAGACUGGCGACGCCCCCGCCGACGAAGUCUCUGCUGCCAAGCAGAUCGGCGAGUUCCCCCACGACGGCAAGAUCAAGCACAGCGCCCAGGCUUUCCCCAUCUCGAACAAGUACGUCCCCGAGGACGGCAAGAUCUCCGACUUCAAGCCCACCGAGAACGCCUACCGCAAACUCCGCGACGCCCGCAGCGAGGCCCGCUACCGGGGUGCCCGCGAGAAGCGCCAGAAGGACAAGGCCGAGGAGGAGGCCAACGCCAAGAAAUAGACGAAAGUUCUUUGAGUGUUGUUCGUACGAAAUUCAUUGCAGGCAUGGCGUUUGUCUUUCAUCUUCUGGGCGGCGUGGCUGGCAAGGCUGGCGCAGGGCGGGUCUGCCUAGGAGGCGGAUCCCGGAUGUACUAGGGUGCUUGAGGG
Messenger RNA from Dissoconium aciculare CBS 342.82, 809 nucleotides. Its product is annotated as ribosomal protein L13e. NCBI's taxonomy places the organism in Eukaryota, Fungi, Ascomycota, Dothideomycetes, Mycosphaerellales, Dissoconiaceae. Gene Ontology annotation, biological process: translation. The record is from RefSeq and is a predicted model, not a curated record. Gene Ontology annotation, cellular component: cytosolic large ribosomal subunit; ribosome. The coding region runs from base 1 to 663 and encodes 220 amino acids. Gene Ontology annotation, molecular function: RNA binding; structural constituent of ribosome. The transcript has 4 exons.